AUGGCCCUGUGGGAGGGUGGCAGGCCGGGGUGUCCUCAGGUCCCAGCGCAGCCCCUCCUGACCACUGUGGGGUCUCUUUUCUGUCUGUCCCCAGCCUCCGGCCGCUCCCACCCAGCCAGCCCCAGUCCGCCGGGGCCACAGGCCAGCCCGGUGCUGCCGAUCAGCUACCGGCUGUCGCACACACGGCUGGCCUUCUUCCUGCGGGAGGCUCGGCCUGCGCCGCCUGCGGCCGCCAACAGCUCGCUGCAGCGCUCCGAGCCCUUCGUGGUGUUCCAGACCAAGGAGCUGCCGGUCCUCAACAUCUCCCUGGGGCCCUUCAGCACCAGCCAGGUGGUGGCCCGGGAGCUCCUGCAGCCGUCCAGCACCCUGGACAUCCCUGAGCGCCUGACGGUCAACUGGAAGGUGCGAGCCUUCAUCGUCCGCGCCCGGGUGCCCGCCUCCCAGCCGCUGGCCCAGGUGCUGUUCUACGUAGCCGGCCGGGACUGGGACGACUUCGGCGUCACCGAGCGGCUGCCCUGUGUCCGCCUGCAUGCCUUCCGAGAUGCCCGGGAGGUCAAGAGCUCCUGCCGCCUCAGCGGGGGCCUGGCCACCUGUCUUGUGCGGGCCGAGCUGCCCCUGGCCUGGUUCGGGCCCCCGGCCCCGGCGGCGCCGCCCACCGGCCGGCGCAAGUCUCCAGACGGGCUGGAGCCCGAGCUGGCGGGGGAGAGCCAGCAGGCGGAGCUCUACUACACCCUCCAUGCCCCAGACGCGUCCGGGGGCUGCGGGGCCUCGCGGCGCGGAGCCGGGGCCGCAGCGGGGACGCGGGCCGAGAGCCCUACCCAGCACCCCCUGCUGCGCAUAGGCAGCAUCAGCCUGUUCCGCCCACCGCCCCGGAGGCCGCUGCAGGAGCACAGGCUGGACAGCAACCUGAUGAUCCGCCUGCCGGACCGGCCGCUCAAGCCGGGGGAGGUGCUCAGCAUCUUCCUCUACCUGGCCCCCAACUCCUCCUCUCCGGCCGGCCCCAGCGUGGAGCAUUUCACACUCAGGGUGAAGGCCAAGAAGGGCGUGACCCUUCUAGGCACCAAGUCACGGAGUGGCCAGUGGCACGUGACCUCGGAGCUGCUGACCGGGGCGAAGCACUCAACAGCCACCGUGGACGUGGCCUGGGCCCAGGGCACACCCCUGCCCCCGUGGGACGGCCAGGGGCCCCUGGAGAUCCUGCAGCUGGACUUCGAGAUGGAGAACUUCACCAGCCAGUCGGUCAAGCGCAGGAUCAUGUGGCACAUCGACUACCGGGGCCACGGCGCGCUGCCGGAGCUGGAGCGGGCGGUCACCGAGCUGACGGUCAUCCAGCGGGACGUGCAGGCCAUCCUGCCCCUGGCCAUGGACACUGAGAUCAUCAACACGGCCAUCCUCACUGGCCGGACAGUGGCCAUCCCCGUCAAGGUCAUUGCCAUCGAAGUGACGGGCCUCGUCCUAGAUGUGUCCGCCCUGGUGGAAUGCGAGUCUGACAAUGAGGACAUCAUCAAGGUCUCCAGCAGCUGUGACUACGUGUUUGUGAGCGGAAAGGAGUCUCGCGGGUCCAUGAAUGCCAGGGUCACCUUCCGCUACGACGUCCUCAGUGCCCCCCUGGAAAUGACGGUCUGGGUCCCCAAGCUGCCUCUGCACAUCGAGCUCUCGGACGCCCGCCUCAGCCAAGUGAAGGGCUGGAGGGUACCUAUCCUCCCUGACCGGAGGUCAGCCCGGGAGAGCGAGGACGAGGAGGAGGAGGAGGAGGAGCGGCGGCAGAGCCCCAGCCGGGGCUGCGCCCUGCAGUACCAGCACGCCACGCUGCAGGUCUUCACCCAGUUCCACACGACGUCGUCCGAGGGCACCGACCAGGUGGUCACCAUGCUGGGCCCGGACUGGCUGGUGGAGGUCACCGACCUGGUCAGCGACUUCAUGCGGGUGGGUGACCCCCGAGUGGCACGCAUGGUGGACAGCAGCACGCUGGCCGGCCUGGAGCCGGGCACCACCCCCUUCAAGGUGGUGUCCCCACUGACAGAGUCUGUGCUCGGGGAGACGCUGCUGACGGUGACAGAGGAGAAGGUCAGCAUCACGCAGCUGCAGGCCCAGGUGGUGGCCAGCCUGGCCCUCUCCCUACGGCCCAGCCCCGGGAGCAGCCACACCAUCCUGGCCACCACGGCCGCCCAGCAGACCCUCAGCUUCCUCAAGCAGGAAGCCCUCCUGAGCCUCUGGCUCUCCUACAGUGACGGCACCACCGCCCCACUCUCCCUCUACAGCCCCCGGGACUACGGGCUGCUAGUGAGCAGUCUGGACGAGCGGGUAGCUACAGUGACCCAGGACCGGACCUUCCCGCUGGUGGUGGCGGAGGCCGAGGGGGCGGGGGAGCUGCUCCGAGCGGAGCUCAGCAUCGCCGAGAGCUGCCAGAAAACCAAGCGCAAGAGCAUUCUCGCUACGACCCCCGUGGGCCUGCGCGUGCACUUUGGGCGGGAGGAGGAGGACCCCACCUACGACUACCCCGGCCCCAGCCAGCCGGGGCCCGGUGGGGGUGAGGACGAGGCCCGGGGAGCAGGCCCGCCAGGCACCAGGGUGUCCCCCGCGGAGGCCGCGGGGCUGGUCACCACCAGCCCAGCUGCUCCGCCCACAGACGACUUCCUGCCACUGCCCACGGUCUUCCAGCAGAUGCCGCGGGGGCUGACGGACCUGGAGAUCGGCAUGUACGCGCUGCUGGGCGUCUUCUGCCUCGCCAUCCUCGUCUUCCUCAUCAACUGCAUCGUCUUCGUGCUGCGCUACCGGCACAAGCGCAUCCCUCCCGAGGGCCAGACCAGCAUGGACCACUCGCACCACUGGGUGUUCCUGGGCAACGGGCAGCCGCUGCGGGUGCAGGGGGAGCUGUCGCCGCCCGCGGGCAACCCACUGGAGACCGUGCCCGCCUGCUGCCACGGCGACCACCACAGCAGCGGCAGCUCGCAGACCAGCGUCCAGAGCCAGGUACACGGGCGCGGCGACGGCUCCUCUGGCGGCUCCUCCCGGGACCAGGCCGAGGACCCCGCCAGCUCACCCACCUCCAAGCGCAAGCGGGUCAAGUUCACCACCUUCACCACGCUGCCCACGGAGGAGCUGGCCUACGACUCGGUGCCCGCUGGCGAAGAGGACGAGGACGAAGAGGACCUGGGGUGGAGCUGCCCGGAUGUGGCGGGCACCCCGAGGCCCGCUGCGCCCCCGAACCUGCACAAUUACAUGCGCAGAAACAAAGAGACGGCAUAGAGGCUCCGUGGCCCCACGGGGUGGGGGCUGUGGGGGCCAUAGCCGGGACCCCUGCUCACGCUGCGGCGGGCGGCUGACGUGGAUGCUGCCGGCCCUGCCCCUGCAGCUCUGGGCUUCGCAGGGCCGCCACCUCCCUCCGCUGGUCCCUCCCGCUGCCUCCUGCUGACACCCUCGUCCGCUGCCGCCACUGCAGGAGGGGGGUGCCUUCCCGGGAGCCGGCAGGAGGAAGCCAUCCCGGCCGUCCUUCCACACUCUCCAAACCUCCUCCUGUCCUAGACGAACCUGUCCCGAGAGUGAGGCUCAGAGGCCAAGCUGGGGCCCAGGUGGGCCCGCCCUGUGCGCCGCCACGGCCUCCCGUGCCCCCUGUGUUCCCUCCGUGCUGGGGGCUCCGUGGGGUCUUGUGUCACAAACUGCACAAAGACUUUUCUCAACCACUAUUCAGGGAUUUCCGUCCUGCAGGGCGGGGAGGCCACGGCUGCCUGCCCUGCCGAGGAUCUUGCUGUGGACAAAACGUUUGCAAGGUGGGGGAACACUUGUAGCAUCUUUUGCCUUUCUGGGACCCCCGAGUCCCUCCCUGGGACCUGGGAGCUGACCGCAGAGGGACCUGUGGCCACGCCAGGCACCUUUCUCAGAGCCCAGGGCUCCCUCCUCUGGCCCCAAGGGCUAUAGAAGGGGCCUGAGGUGGGAGGAGCCUGUGGGCCACCCCUCACCGAGCCACCGCCCAAUGCACCAUGGUCUGGGGGUGCCCAGUGAGGCCUGCAUGCCUCCCGCCCACCCCACAGCAAGGCCAGCACCGCGCCUUAGCCCCUCCAGCCCUGCUGGCCACUCUCGCCUUCUCUGCAGGGGUGGCCCCCGGCCCCCCAGGUGGUGGGAUCCAGUAGGAAGGGGAGAGAGGGCACCAGGGCAUGCUGUGAAGGACCUCGGGGUGGGCAAGGCAAGGGGGGCUAGGGGGUCUCCCUACCCCGCCCCACAGCCACCGUUCUCUCGGGUUCUGCCCACCACUGUGUCCGGUUUUUCUUAAAUAAACGCAGGCGACCAGAGUGGAGGCGGGGGCAGCAGCUCCCGGAGAACAGAUGGUA
Molecule: messenger RNA, 4328 nt
Organism: Phyllostomus hastatus (greater spear-nosed bat)
Lineage: Eukaryota; Metazoa; Chordata; Mammalia; Chiroptera; Phyllostomidae
Gene: TMEM132E
Product: transmembrane protein 132E
Source: RefSeq, a predicted model, not a curated record